Molecule: messenger RNA, 1237 nt
Organism: Populus euphratica (Euphrates poplar)
Lineage: Eukaryota; Viridiplantae; Streptophyta; Magnoliopsida; Malpighiales; Salicaceae
Exons: 10
Coding region: 1-1224 (407 amino acids)
Biological process (GO): endoplasmic reticulum to cytosol auxin transport
Cellular component (GO): membrane
Source: RefSeq, a predicted model, not a curated record
AUGGCGCUUUUGGAUCUCUUGAUUGCUUCAUCGAUUCCUGUCUUGAAAGUGCUUUUGAUUACAGCAAUUGGAUCAUAUCUUGCUCUAGAUCAUGUUGACGUGUUGGGAGAAGAUGCUAGAAAGCAUGUAAAUAAUGUUGUAUUUUAUGUUUUCAAUCCAGCCCUUGUGUCCUCCAACCUUGCUGAAACUAUUACAUAUGACAGCAUGAAGAAGAUGUGGUUCAUGCCAUUCAAUAUUCUCAUCACAUUUGUCAUUGGUUCCUUGCUUGGUUGGUUUGUUGUCCAAUUCACCAGACCUCCCUCACACCUGCAUGGCCUCAUCGUGGGUUGCUGUGCCGCAGGGAAUUUGGGGAAUAUGUUUCUUAUCAUGAUCCCAGCAAUUUGUAAAGAAAAAGGAAGCCCCUUUGGAUCUCCUGAUAUGUGCGAGACAUUUGGAUUGGGUUAUGUUUCACUUUCAAUGGCGAUUGGAGCUGUUUAUCUAUGGUCUUAUGUGUUUAAUAUUGUGCGGGCAUCUUCAUUUCCGAGCGUUAAGCACUUCAAUAAGAUCCAUGUUGAUGAAUCUUCAAUACAAACACCCAAAUCUGAGCUGGGGAGCUGCAAGGAACCACUACUAGCUUCUGAGAACCAGGCGGAUCGAUAUGCACUGCGCAGCUCAGCCUCUGAUGAGAUGGUGGUUCGCAGCGGAUUGAAGCAAAAGAUCGUGGUGGUCUUUGGAAAUAUCAAUUGGAAGUCGCUGUUUGCUCCUUCUACAAUUGGAGCGAUUGUUGGAUUUGUAAUUGGAGUCAUCCCACUGACCCGGAAAUUAAUGGUUGGCAAUGAUGCUCCUCUUCGCGUGAUUCAAGACUCUGCUUCCUUGUUGGGAGAUGGAGCCAUCCCAACCCUCAACCUGAUAAUGGGGGCUAACCUUUUGAAAGGCUUACGAGGGUCAGGAAUUCAGAAAUCUGUAAUUUUUGGCAUCAUUGUUGCCCGUUAUAUUGCACUGCCCCUAAUUGGCAUUUUCAUCGUUAGAGGAGCACUCCGGUUUGGUUUUAUUCCUCAAGAUCCUCUGUAUCAGUUUAUUCUUCUGCUUCAAUUUGCAGUUCCACCUGCAAUGAACAUGGGUACCAUCACCCAACUGUUUGGAGCGGGAGAGACUGAAUGUUCUGUUAUCAUACUCUGGGCUUAUGCCUUGGCUUCAAUUUCACUCACUCUUUGGUCAACCUUCUUUAUGUGGCUGGUGGCUUGAUUGCCCUAACAUG